AUGUUGGGCUCCGCCCACCCCGCCCAUCGAGCCGUCGCCCUGCGCCGCCCAGCCACCUCCGCCGUCCUCUCCGCUGUUCUCGGCCGGACCACCCUCCCACCGCCAUCGGCCCCUGUCGCGCGCUCCCCCUCUGCUCACCACGCGCCCCCACCAUGCGCGUCUCCGUCCCAGUUUGCCCACCGCGCACCUCCGCUUGGCCGGGGUGAUCGGGGGGGGCCAGGUUUGGACGUAUGCCGGGGGUUGCCCCGCCCGCGCUUGCCGCUCCGCAGCGUCAUCCGCGAAGGAUGGUUGCUCCCCGCGGCUUGGCGCGUAGGCAGCGAGAGCCGGUGGCGGGGCUUGGUGAUGGGCGCACGGGUGGCAGAGUCGCCAGGCGCUGGUGCGCGCGCAGCAGUGAUAGGGGAGAGCAGUGGCGAGGGGGAGGAGAGGUGGCGCGGUGAAGGGGUGGAAGUGGGUGGGGCGGAGAGGGAGGUGGGGGGCGAAGGUGGAGCGAGUGAGCAAGUGGUGUUCGUACGUGCCCCUCGCCCUCUGUCCCUUUGCAUGCCUCAUGCGCCGCUGCAUGCCUCAUGCGCCACUGCAUACCUCAUGCGCCACUGCAUGCCUCAUGCGCCACUGCAUACCUCAUGCGCCACUGCAUGCCUCAUGCGCCACUACAUACCUCAUGCGCCACUGCAUACCUCAUGCGCCACUGCAUACCUCAUGCGCCACUGCAUACCUCAUGCGCCACUGCAUGCCUCAUGCGCCACUGCAUACCUCAUGCGCCACUGCAUACCUAAGCUCGAUCCCCCAGCGCUGCCAGCAGCGUUUGAGGGGGUGCAGCGGUGGGUGGUGUUCUCCGACCUCCACGUGUCGCGCCGCAAUGCAGAGCUGUGCGCCGCGCUGCUCACACACGUGCACCAGCUCGCCAAAGACAGGGCGGCGGGCGUGGUGUGUCUGGGGGACUUCUGGCAUGUGAGGGGGUCGCUGCCAGUGGAGGCACUCAACGCUGUCAUGCACGCCAUGGGACCCGCCGUAUGGACUCAACCCACCCUCAUGAUCCCCGGCAACCACGACCAGGUGUCAGUGGACGGCACGCAGCACGCGCUGGCAGUGCUGGAGCGCAUCAACCCGCACAUCGUGGUGCUCUCACGCCCCACCGUGCUGCUCGCCGCCCUCUGGCUGCCCUUCCGCCACCACGCCCCCCUCCUCUCCGCCGCCAUGCACCAAGCGCUGCACGCCCCCCCGCCCUCCACGCCCCCCAUCCGCGCCGUCUUCAUGCACGCCGACGUGGAGGGCGCGCGGCGCAGCAGCACGGAGGGCGCCAUAACACUUCCAGGGGAGGGGUUGGAUCCGCUGCUGCUGCCACCGGGCGUGCCUUUGUACUCGGGCCACCUGCACCUGCCGCACACCGUGGCCAAGGGCGGUCACAGCGUGGUGUACGUGGGGUCGUGCAUGCAGCACAGCUUUGGCGAGGCGGGGCAGAGCAAGCGCGCCGUGGUGCUGCGGGGCGGCACGUGGGAGCACGUGGAGGACAUCCCUCUGCACGUGGGGCCGCGCCACUUCAUCAUCCCCACCGCUGCUUUAGCCUCGCAGCCGGGUGAAGGUGAAGGGGAGUCGGGGUGGCAGGCGGGCGAGGGGUGGCAGCAGGUGGUGGCGCAACUGCGGGCGGGCGACCUGGUGCGGUGGGAGGUGCCUGGAGGGGCGGCCGCCAAGGACACCAGAGACGCGCUGGCGUGUCUGCGUGCCACAGGCGCGUUGGUGCAGACAGUGGCAUCUCAGGCGCUCUCCCGCCCGCCCCGCAUCCUUGAGGCCGACACUCUGGAGCCCUCACGGGUGUUUGCCAGCUACGCCACUGCCGCCCACCUGCCGCCACCCGUCCUGUCUGCCGCCCAAGACCUGCUCAAGGACUUGGAAGUGCCACCCAGACUCAUGCACAGCACCAGCGCGCACGUGUGCCUGGAUGCGGUGCAUCUGAGUGGCUUCGGCCCCUUCCUCGCGCCCACCACCUACCCCCUCGCUGCACGCGGCAUCGUGCUGCUGUGUGGGCGCAACGAGGUGGCGGGGGGGGCGGCGGGCGACAGCAACGGGGCGGGCAAGACGUCGCUGGCCAUGGCGGCGCUGUGGGCGCUCACGGGCAGCAUGGACGCGCGCCCUGACUCCCGCCAAGGGCUGCGCAUGGCCGAUGUCGUGCACCGCAGUGGCCAGGGGGAGGGGGAGGGCGAAGGGGAGGGGGGUGAGGGGAAGGGGCGCGGGAGGAGGAGGAAGGGGGAGGGCAGUGGAGCUGGAGUGGCGCGGGUGCGGGUGGAGGGGAGGGUGAAUGGCAAGGCGUUUGUGGUGGAGAGGGAGGCGUCCAGGUGGGUGGAGAGGGAGGCGUGCAGGUGGGUGGGGAGGGAGGCGUCCAGGUGGGUGGGGGAGGACGUGGUGCGGUGGUGCUUGGACAAGAGAGAAAAGCGACAAGUGUGUGGAGAGGAGGGGCAAGGCCUGGACUGCAUUCGCCUCACUGCAUCGUCCUCCACACUUAGCCCACUCUCCCUCUCACAACCUCUCCCCUUCUUCCCCCGGCGGUCGGCGUUGAGGUUGGAGGUGGAGGGGCAGGACCAGACAUGCCAGGAGAUCAGACUCACGCAGGAGAGGAUCGACGCCCUCAUGGACACGUCUCUCCUGUCCCGCACCGUCUUCUUCGGACAGCACUCCACCGCAGCGCUGCUUGAAGCCAACGACGCUGACUUCAAGGCGGAGCUGAGUGGGGUGGUGGGCAUGGACGUGUGGGGGGCGGCCAGGGCGCGCAGCAAGGACGCGGUGAGGGCGCUGCAGGCACGCGUGGGGGAGAUGAGGGGCGGCCUGGCGGCGCGCAGGGAGGCCGUCAAGAAGCUGGAGCGCAUGGUGGAAGACGCAGAGGGUGCCUUCAACACCUGGGAAGCGCACAGGGCGGCACGGCAGCAGCGGGUGGGUGUGCAGCAGGUGGGGGCGGAGCAGCAGCUGGCAUCGGCCUCAGUGACUGCAGGGCUGAGAGAGCAGCAGCAGCGGCUGGGGGAGUUUGAGGCGCAUGUGGGGGGGGCGGUGGGGGGAGGGGAGGUGCUGGUGUGUGACAGGUGUCAGCAGCCCAUUGAUCCGCUGCAUGCGGAGGAGUGCAGCAGGCAGCUCAGGGCGGAGGUGGAGGAGACGCAGCGACAGCUGGCAGGCAAGCAGCAGGUGGGUUCUCCUUGGGGGUCCGCACGGGAGGUGUUGCAAGAAGAGCUGGUGGGCGUGAGGGGAUGGCUGGAGGCACGGCAGAGGGAGAGGCGCGAGAGCGAGGAGAGGGACGCGCAGGCGAGGAGGCAGCAGCAGCAGGCGGCUAUGGCACAGCAGGAGGAGCUGAAGGCAGUGCAGCGCUACACAGCAGCGGCCUCGCAGGCCCUCGACUCGCUGCUGCUCUUCCUGCACUGCCACUCCGCCCGCCUGCCCGCCACACCACCACUGCCCCCCGCCUCUACCCCCACCACGGGCCCAGGCGUGGAUGGUGAGGGCGGGGGGGCGUGGCGGCAGGAGGUGGUGGCGGCGGUGAUCCGCGAGGCGGCCACAGCGGUGGCGGAUGCACAGGCGGCGGAGGCGGAGGUGGAGAGGUGGCGGCGGGAGGCGGAGUGCGGGCAGGCAGAGGGCAACCCGCAUGACGGGGAGCGGCGGCGGCUGGUGGAGAUGCUGGGGGAGGCACGGGGGGAGGUGGAGGCGGUGGAGGGGGAGGUGGAUGCGGGGGAGGCGCAGCUGGGCGUGAUGAAGCAAGUGGACGCCGCCUUUGGCCUCGCUGGCGUGCAGAGCUUUGUGUUGGAGGGCGCCCUGUGGGAGCUGGACGCCCAUGUGGCCCGCUACCUCGCUGCACUCUCAGGGGGCGCGCUGCUCCUGCACCUCUCGCCCACCCGCGCCGCCGCCACUGCCACCAAGGCCGCCCGGGGGAAGAAGACAAAGAAGGCCAGUGGGGCGGGGAAGAGCGGGGUGGCGGAUAGCAGCACAGACUCGGAAGCGUCGAGCGACAGUGGGGGAAGUGAAAGGGGAGAGGGGGACGAGGAGGGGGCAGCAGAGGAGGCGGGAAAUGGCAGCGGGGGGGAGGGGCAGGUGUUGGAGAGGAUAGACAAGAGUGUGCGCGUGCGCCUGGCCUCAGGGGAGCUCGUCCCGCGGGCGCUGCGCCAGCUCAGCGGGGGGGAGCGGCGCCGUGUGGCGCUGGCCCUGGCGCUGGCGUUUGCUGAGCUGGCGGCGGAGCGCAGCGGCGUGCGCUACGACCUGCUGGUGCUGGACGAGGUCUUCCAGGCACGCCGCUGCUCCCUUCCGCCACCACUCCCCCUCUUCCUCCCCUCGCCCUCCCUCUGCUCCUUUUCCUGCUCCCCACUUUACUCCUGUUCCACUCUCUUUCGUCCAUGGAUGACGCAACAUUUCCCCGCACACGGGGUACACUCCUACAUGUUUCAUCAACGUUUUUCACUCUCCUGCUCUUUCAUCCUCCCCGGCCAACAGCAUCUGGACGACGAGGGCGUGGCGGCGGUGGCAGCGGUGCUGCGGUCGCUACCGCAGCGCACGGUGGUGGUGGUGUCGCAGGCCAACAGCCGGGAGGCACUCGCAGAGUUUGGCGUGGUGGACUGGGUGGUGAAGCGCAACGACGUGGCCACUGUGGAGCUCGCUCACAUGUAG
Messenger RNA from Closterium sp. Naga37s-1, 4635 nucleotides. Lineage: Eukaryota; Viridiplantae; Streptophyta; Zygnematophyceae; Desmidiales; Closteriaceae. The record is from the annotation of a GenBank genome assembly.